This is a messenger RNA of Bolinopsis microptera, 4462 nucleotides long. RefSeq names its product rho GTPase-activating protein 27-like. Gene Ontology annotation, biological process: regulation of GTPase activity; signal transduction. Gene Ontology annotation, molecular function: protein binding. The record is from RefSeq and is a predicted model, not a curated record. NCBI's taxonomy places the organism in Eukaryota, Metazoa, Ctenophora, Tentaculata, Lobata, Bolinopsidae. Bases 18 to 3059 code for a protein of 1013 amino acids. Gene Ontology annotation, cellular component: cytoplasm. The transcript has 22 exons.
GUCUACCUGAAGUAUUUAUGGUGAUAGUUCGGGCUAUAUUUGACUAUAAUGGGUCAUCUGACCACAAGAUUCAGUUUGUCAAAGGGGACACCUUUGAGCUGGUCGAUGACAGAGAUCCAAACUGGUGGCAUGUAACUCUUCCUCGUAGGCAGGAGCAGGAACUCCCUGAACACAUCUACGUUCCCGCCACAUAUGUGGAGAAGUACGAGGAUGAAAAUAUCCCAGAUUUACCGCCACCUCCUUCUGAUGCAGAACUUGCUUCUAUUAGCUCUGAAAAUCUUCUGAAAAAUGAACCAAUGCCAAAAAAGGAAGAUCCAAAGUCUGAUUGGAUGUCUCAUGAGGACGGCAACGGAAAAACUUACUAUUUCAAUGUUAAAACUCAAAUUAGUCAGUGGAAAAAGCCUGAUGAAUUGCAAACACCCCCGAUAAGAAGAAGGGUGAGUGAGCCGGGACAGCGCGGUGAGGUACGUCGCGAAGAGCAACACUACGCAUCCCUUCUCCCAAAAGGGACAUCAUCAAAAGAGCUGAGAAAGACAGUGAAUGCUGGGGCAGCCAACAGCAGUUACAGCAACAUUAGCCACGAUAACACUUCACCUUACUACGCUAACUUAGGUAAAGGACGAGAGGAGUACAGAGGAGAAAACAAAAGACCGGAGAAACCUCUGAAACUGCACCAAACAGCCGGACAAACAACUUGUAACGAGAAUACAAGACGGGACAGAAAACACAGUAGUCCCUCGGCCUCUCCAGUCAAUACAGGGCCUAUGUCCCCCACCUUCACUCCUAGCCCUGUUAAUGGUUCCACUCCAAAGGAAAUGUUUAUGAGGCAGGGCCAGAGGGAACCCAGUCCCCGGCCCUACUCCGUAGCUGUCACCUCAGAAUCAACACCACUGACACCUACACGGAGGGUAAAGCGCCAGUUGUCUGACCACCAACUGUCAGCAGCAGCCAGCACGGAACGACCAGCUCACAGCGCCAGAGUACGGACUGGCAAGAAGAACAGCUUCAAGAGCCGUCAACUGAGUGGAGGAGAAGUACACGACACAGUGGUCACUACAAGUUGGGAGCUAGGUAACAGUGCUUUCCAUGACAAUACUGUCACUAUCUCCGCUCCUCAUCCUACCACCAUACCUAAACUGGGGUGCGAUUGUCUGUCUGUUUGCACAUGUGGACUAGCAUCCAAGGAAUUCAUCUCCAGUCCUAUCCCCAUCUCCCAAGGCACUCAGCUCCAGGUGCGGGUGUUUGAAGAGAUAAUCUAUGAAAACUGUGAAAACGCACAGUUCACAUUACAGCAAAUAUUGGACGGUUAUAUAGAGGACAAGAUAGGUGAUGACAUAUUCUACAUAUGCAAGAAUACCAACGAAAAGUGGAAGUUAGUACGAAAUCCAGGCGAAGACAAGAUCCACUAUUUUAACCCCUUGACCGGAGAAAGGGUAUGGACUCUACCCGUGUACCAAGGUUAUUCUGGGAUGGACAGUGACAGCGAAUGGAGCGUAACUGGGCCCAUAACCGACACUGACACUGACAAUGAAGCUGAAUUUAUAGCCCGUUAUCAUGACUACGUUGACAUGAGUAUAGAUCCUACGUUUGGGCAUGACGAGCUGUCAUCCAUUGCUGAGAACCCAAGUCACAGGACUUUACCGACCAAGCUUGAGAAACAAGAAGAGGGUGGCCAGUACCUCCAAGCCAAGUCAUUUUCUCUUGGUAGAGUGACACAGGCGGUUAACAGAACAUUUUCAAACCCCACAAAACCAAAACAUGGUAAAGCCCUGGAUAAACGUAGCAAAUCCCUCUCUGACUAUGGACGGAGUCCGGUGAUAAAAUGUGAAGGUACGCUCAAGAGAAAGAUAACUAAAACUCCACCAGAAGUCAAGUCUGUUGAGAAAUCAUGGGCAAGCUUCUACGCGAUAUUGAAAUCCAACACCAUAUACUUCUACAAAGAUGUGAAACACUUCAAACGAAACGAGUUUGAGUCAGCAUGCGAUAUCACCAACGAUGCUCUCGUGGAUCUAGAGCCCGACAAAAAGGGUAUUAAACUUAUCAAGAUAUCUAAACCGAACGGUCUUGAAAUGUUACUCCGAGUCAAAGCAGAGACGGGAGUUAAGGCUUCAACGUUUGAGUCGUGGCUAGAGAACUUGAGUGGUUGCACGGGGACUCCUUACACUGGGCUUAAGAACUCUCUAUCUACUUCUGACAUAUCACAUCAUGUCGGCAGCAACGGUCAUGACACUGACGUUGAUAGGAGAUCAAUCCUAGACUGCAAAGAGAUAACCAAGAAAGACAUAACUGAGUUUCUGAACAAGAAAAUGAAAGAUCCUACCAACAAAUCAUCGGUACAAAAGCUACUAGAGGAUCAGGGAAUAGACAUCAGUCACCUUGAUAAGUCAAAGAAGAAGGAGGUAUUAAACAGACUGCUGACAUCUCGACCUUCCUUCUCUGACCUCGAGAGAAAGGGACUCAUUAAAUAUACUGUGUUCGGGUGCCCGUUAGCAAAGCUUUGUACCAGACAGAAGGUGGCUGUACCGCGUGUUUUAACAGACUGUGUGGAAGCAAUAGAGUACCGGGGUCUGAAGAGUGGGGGGAUGUACAGGAUCAGUGGGAACAGUGCCAGUAUUCAGAAGCUCAGGUUUAAAUUUGACCGAGAAGAGACUGUGAACUUGAAAGAUGAAGAGUUCGACAUUAACAUGCUGACAGGUUUCCUGAAACUGUUCCUACGUGAACUUCCCGAGCCUGUUAUACCUUUCUGCCAGUACCCCAUCGUGGAACAAGCCAUCAACGGAGAUCGGAAUGGUAGCUACGAAGAAACGCUGACAUCUCUGAAGCAGGUGGUUCAUGACCUCCCGGAACCGAACAAGUCUACCUUCAAAUAUAUCAUACUUCACCUCGUCAGGGUGGCACACGAAGAAGAGAAUCAGAUGGACGAACACAAUCUGAGUAUAAUAUUCGGACCCUCCUUACUGGGGAACCACCCUGACAGAGCUAACCUUCUCGUCGACCUUCCAAUACAGAAUACUGCUGUCGAGAAGAUUAUUACCAACUAUAGGACAAUCUUCAAAUGAGAACUUGAAACCAGUUGUAGUUUGUCGUCUCAACUAGAACACAAUGUCCGGUUACAACAAAUCCUUGUCAAAUUCGAGACACUUAUCUUUGUAGAAUAAUGCAGCGGAUCUAAGACGAAAUAUAGAUCAAGACGAAAGAUAUGGACGAAAGAGGAACAGCUGAUUCGAUGUUCAGUCUUCAGAACCCUUCAGAAUUAAACCUGGCAAUGGUCCAUGGUAACAGUGGUAACUGGUAACAGUGCUGUGUUUCUUUUCCGUGUGCCAUUAGAGUCUAAUUUAGACUGGUUUAUCCUCCUGUCUGGACUUCAUGGAACCACCACGGAACCACCUCGUUUUCUAACUCAGAGUUUCAAGCGCGGCGUUUGAUUUGAAGUCUUGUUUUUAGCGGGCCCUCGAACAAGAGUAGCCCUCUUUGCAUGACCAAAGUUGUCAAAUAACUUGAAAAUUGACUGAUGACGUACCAUCUCCCAUUUUUAUCACUUUGUACAGUGGGUUACGUUGUAUUUGAAAGUUUUUUUGAUGAAAAAUUGUUUCGAGUUGAAUUUCUUUUGAUAUAUAUUGAUAUAAUACGGUAACAGAUCUUUAAUAGCAUUUCAGAAUAACAAAAAUUUGAUUUUUUGUUAAUUUUAAUAUUUUUAAUUAACUGGUCCUAAUACCGGCUUAUCAUACACUCUUUUAAGUGCACGAAGUUUUGUACAAUGUAAAAAAACUUAGCUUCUUUUGAAACAAAUCCAUUUAAGAUUGCGACACUGAUUUCUAGUUAGAUAAACCCUUUUUGCUAAUUUUGUAUCCGUAUAAAAAUGACCUCAAGUUCUCUCCAGUAUUUGUUCAACGUCCUACUCUGUAAAAAAGCCACUUUUCUCUGUUAUAAAGAUUUUGGAUAUAACGUGAGAUUUAGUGUACACUGAGUCCAGCUAUUUGCCAAGCCUGUAUUUUCCCUUUAAGUAUGCUCAUUAAUCAACGUUAAGGCGACUUAACAAACCCUUGUGUUUCGAAAAGGAAUCACUUUUAAUCACCUAUAGUUAGAUAAACCUAUUACCUAUGAAAGUUAACUUCAAGGAAUCGGAACUCUUGUAAAAACGCUAUUAACAUAACUCUUUAUAAAAACAAGGAACUUUAGAUGCUGUGACUAACCAAAUCUCGUUUGACGUUUAUCUGGCUUUUAAAAGUAUAACACGAGACAGUAGACAGUUAUAGGCUAACAGUCACACUGCUGGUAAAUCUGUCGCAGAGACAUUAGAGGGCCGCCAUUAAUACACAAAUACGUUAAACGGCAACCUUCAUGGGAAAAAUAAUGAUUCUGGUUUUCUGAUUUUUACUGAUUUUGUUAUAAAGUACUGUGUAGUGUGUUGUAGUACGUUUUCUGUUAUUUCUGAAUUGACAUUUUUGUUAAUAGAUAUAAA